Molecule: messenger RNA, 1201 nt
Organism: Salvia splendens (bonfire salvia)
Lineage: Eukaryota; Viridiplantae; Streptophyta; Magnoliopsida; Lamiales; Lamiaceae
Exons: 7
Coding region: 309-959 (216 amino acids)
Biological process (GO): regulation of DNA-templated transcription
Cellular component (GO): histone deacetylase complex
Molecular function (GO): protein binding; transcription coregulator activity
Source: RefSeq, a predicted model, not a curated record
UUCACACGGCAGUUUGCUGCCUGCGCUCUCUCUCUCUCUCUCACACACACACAUUGCUUCAAAUUUGAUUGCUCCCCCCCCCCUUCCAUUUUUGUUUUUUUUGUAUGCUGAUUCUAGUCGUCGUCGAUUGCCAUUGUCCGUUGGAGCUGGAAUUUGUUCAGAGCUCCAAGUUUCUGCCUGCAGUUUGUUUGCUCUUAGUUGUGGCCCAAUUCAGCAAGUGUUGAUUGUAAGUUGUAACAAGAGUAAACACAAGAGAGAUUUAUUGUAAUGAUAUCCGGCGGUUCCAGUAAUUAGGCUUGAGGCUGGCUAUGGAGUCAUGCCCUUUAUCUGAUUUCCGCGAUGAAAGCUGUGAGGAAGAGCUAGCCGUUCUUCCCAGGCAUACAAAGGUUAUUGUGACAGGGAAUAACAGAACAAAGAGCGUUUUGGUGGGUUUGCAAGGAGUGGUCAAGAAAGCCGUUGGUCUUGGUGGUUGGCAUUGGCUGGUACUGAAGAAUGGUGUUGAGGUCAAGCUUCAGAGGAAUGCUCUUAGUGUAUUAGAACCGCCUACUGGAAUUCAAGAAGACGAUGAAUAUGAUUUUGAUGAUUCAAGCAGUGGCUCUGAUAUGGGGGAAAACCAUCGCCGCUUCUCUUAUGGGCUUCACUUAAGCAAGAUAAACAAGCCUAAAAUUAGGUAUAAUAUGCAGUGGUCUCCAUCCGUAGCAACAACAAAGUCGAUGAACCACAGCAGUUGCAGAGAGGUUCAGUCCAAUUUUCGCGCAACACAAUUGAGAGUUAAUCUGGCAAAGCUCGGGACUGGAUCAUUAUGGAGAUAUUGUCGAAGCUUCCACAUCGCCAAUAUCAGCUCUCACCCUACUAAGGAACAACUCAUCAAAGCUGUCCAGCAGCAUUUUUAUUCGCAGAAAGUAGACGAGGUACAAGUGAUUGUGGAGUUUAUUCGUGCGGCCAAGAGACUUGAGUGAGUUGGCAAAGAUUGAUGAUAUAUGGAUAGUAUGUAUUUAGUAGGUAAUCUACUCUAAUAGACCCUAGCUUUUUAGUUUAACCUCCUCUAAUUAUUCACUAGCACUGCUGAUGUAGAGAAAAGGUGUGCAUGAGUGUGGAUUGUACUAACCAUGCAAUAGGGGGUUUGGUUUGGUUUGGUUUGGUUUGUUUAGUCAAUAUAAAUUAUACUCCACUAUCAUACACCUUCAUAUCUUUCUUUUUA